Theileria orientalis strain Shintoku is the source of this 138-nucleotide messenger RNA. RefSeq lists its product as hypothetical. The transcript has 2 exons. The record is from RefSeq and is a predicted model, not a curated record. Lineage: Eukaryota; Apicomplexa; Aconoidasida; Piroplasmida; Theileriidae. The coding region runs from base 1 to 138 and encodes 45 amino acids.
AUGAAAUUGCUAACUCAUGAUAGUCAUGAUUCUACUAAGGCCAAACUAGGUUAUGUUGAGGAAUUUAUGGAUAAAUAUAUCCUAAAAGAUCAGUAUGGAAUCAUGGAAAAAAAUUAUAAGUACAACUCACCAUAUUAG